Messenger RNA from Phytophthora sojae, 618 nucleotides. RefSeq lists its product as hypothetical. NCBI's taxonomy places the organism in Eukaryota, Oomycota, Peronosporomycetes, Peronosporales, Peronosporaceae. The record is from RefSeq and is a predicted model, not a curated record. The transcript has a single exon. The coding region runs from base 1 to 618 and encodes 205 amino acids.
AUGGCCCCCAAGGACGCAACAGACGCCUACGCGGGCGACGACAACGUCUCCACUCAGCAGCUCCUGACGCCCAAGAGCUCCUCCACUGGUGGGCCCACCACCAUUUCCACUUCCACGGCUCCGGCUGCUGCGCCUGCCUCACCCGAGCGGCGCAAGAAGCGCCAGCGCAGCUCAUCCGUCGCCAUCGACUGCGAGGUUUCCCCCAAGAAGACGCGGAAGCGCUUGCGCUGGUCCACCAUCACCGUCCACGAGUUCGGCGUGGGGCUGGGCGGCAGCUCGGUUCCCGGCAAGGGCGGCCCCUCCAUCGGCCUGAGCGACAAGCCCGAGUUCACGUGGACGACCAAUGUGGGCGAGAUGGCCGAGUGCGUCGAGGGCGUGCACCGCUUCACGCCCGAGGAGCGCGUGCGGCUGCUGCAGAGCGCGGGCGUGAGCGAGGAAAUGAUCCUGCGCUUCUCGCGGAAGGCCAACAUCAUCAACUGCUCGCGCCGGAGGACGCUCGUGGAGAACAUCGCCGAGCGGAAGGCGGCCAAGAAGCAGCAGCGCAAGCUGGAGUCCCCCCGCCCCUGCUCUUCUGCAGUCCUCGACCGACCGCGCAUGAUCCCGGUCAACUACGUGUAA